Molecule: messenger RNA, 990 nt
Organism: Sparassis crispa
Lineage: Eukaryota; Fungi; Basidiomycota; Agaricomycetes; Polyporales; Sparassidaceae
Product: Ribosome maturation protein
Exons: 6
Coding region: 1-990 (329 amino acids)
Biological process (GO): ribosome biogenesis; cytosolic ribosome assembly
Source: RefSeq, a predicted model, not a curated record
AUGGAGGUACGUGCGAUCACAACGCCAACUGCUGUCGCUGAGGGCAAUGGCAAGGAGUUGCCUGCGGAAACAGGAGCUUGUUCGUUCUCGAGCACUGCGCUUGCCGAGCCACUUACGUCAGCCGAAUUUCGACUCGGCUGCACUGCGCUGCCAAAUAGAGACGCACUCCUCAUCCGUGCUGACUGCAAUUGGAUCCUGACUGUCACACACGCGUAUAUCCACUAUACCAGCAACCCGUCAACUCCGUUCACGAUGCCUAUUCAGCAGCCGUCAAAUCAGAUUAAAUUGACAAACGUGUCUAUUGUCCGUCUGAAGAAGGGGGGAAAGCGAUUCGAGAUCGCGUGCUACAAGAACAAGGUCCAAGAAUGGCGCAGCGGUGUGGAGACAGACAUAGACGACGUUAUGCAGAUUUCCAACGUAUUCAUUAACGUGUCCAAGGGAGAGCUCGCAAAGAGUCAAGACCUGCAGAAAGCGUUUGGAACCACCGACACAAACACGAUAGUCAAAGAAAUUCUGAAGAAGGGCGAACUGCAGGUUGGAGAGAAGGAGCGCGAGCAUGAUCUUACCUCCAUCCGCAAAGAAAUUGCCACCCUCGUCGCGGAGAAGUGCGUCGACCCUGCCACCCAAAAAAGAUACCCUGUAGGCAUCAUCGAGAAGGCAAUGGACGAAGCGGGCUUCAGCAUCCGCCAAGGCAAGAAUGCAAAGAGCCUGGUCUCUGAAUGUAUCAAGCUCCUGCAAACAGAGUCUAAGCUCCCCAUUCAGCGCGCCCGAAUGCGUGUAUCUCUUAAUUUGCCAACUGCGGAUGCAGAACGUCUGCGCACGCGCGUUCUGGAAAGUGCGGAUCAAGUAGAGCGCGAUGAGAAGGGUUCAGAAGACUGGCAGACGAUUCUCCUCAUUGACCCUGGUCAAUUCCGGGUACUGAAUGAGCUGCUUCAGAAGGAGUGUGCAGGACGGGGACGGCUCGAGACCAUCAGUUUCGCAGCAGCUUGA